Linnemannia hyalina is the source of this 954-nucleotide messenger RNA. The record is from the annotation of a GenBank genome assembly. Lineage: Eukaryota; Fungi; Mortierellomycota; Mortierellomycetes; Mortierellales; Mortierellaceae.
AUGGCAACAAUCAUCAUGAAGGCCUCCAUCUCAGCAACACUCAUUGCUGCAGUCGCCCUCUUUGCCUUCACCUCAUCAGUACAAGGACAAGGAACAGUGGCCGGACCCAGACCCGCCCCACAGCCGGGCCAAACCGUCAACAUCCUCUACUCAAACUCGGAAAACAACGACACCGGCUCGGACGACGCCCUAUUCAACGCCUGUUUCGCCUCCGAGACCGCCUUUAAACCCUACGUCUACCUCACUUUCGCACCCAAGAACGCCACCAUCAACUUUUACAAGGACUCGAGUUGUCAAGAGUUUACGUUUGGGUUGAAUGGGUAUUAUGGGGGUUACCCGGGCCAGGCGAGGUCUUUCCGCUGGGUUGGUUGGGCGGAGGAUACGCUUGGGGAGUUGUUUUUGGAGCCCAUUGCUGGGCAGGGAGAGGCUGCGGAUCAUCCUGGAGGACCCGCGCCUAUUGUCGUUACACCACCGCCGACAGAAGGAGGUGGACAUCCUAAUAAUCCACCGCCACCGCCAUUAAAGACCCCGGAUCAGGAGACUGGAGGCGGCAAUGGUCCUACCAAAAGGACACCGUCCUUCUUUGGAGUUCUCUUUGUGGGCAUGGUGGUGCUGUCGAUUGGAGGAUUGAUCUAUUGGAGGACGGCGGGCAAGAAGGAGACCUUGGAUAAGGGCAAAGGCAUCUUGCCGUCCUAUGGCCGUGGAGCGACUCGGGACGAGGAUGAAGACAAUGAUAUUCUGCUGACGACACAUAACAGGAGCCAUGUCAACAAUGACGAUAACUCGUUCUCGAUCGGCGAGGAGGAGGAUUCGGACGACGACGAAGAGGAUCGUCAUCAUGUCCGUCGAGACAACAACGAUGUUGGCGAGGAGGACGAGGAGCAUGAGGAUAUGCGUGAACAGAAGCCACGGGCGGAGCAGCAUGACCGCUACCGUGAUGAUGAUCGCGCAUAA